CCACCCACGUGAGCCACCCCAGCUGCCCUCCCCAGUCAGGGUAUGUGAGGGGCUUCAACCACCCCUGUGGCUGCAUCUGUGUCCCCAUCUCUGGGGAGCCAAACAAAACCCAGCUGUUCAGUUUCUUCCAGACGGACCUGGGGGGCUUCCUGCCUCGCUCCGUGGUCGACUCUUUCUUCCCAUCCAGCAUGGUGGAGUUCUACAGCAACCUGGCCAAGGCCAUCAAGUCCCUCAAGGACCACUGAUACACUCAUACUAUACCUUCCCUUAGCCCUGGUCCCAGAUCUGUUUGUGCUGCAUAACCAACUCCUGGCACCAGGUGAUACUCAGAUCUGGGACCAGCAUUCAGCGGGACCAAAAAACACAGAAUGAUUAGCUAUGUGAAUGGCUUAGUUUUAAAGAGGCUAUAUGGAACUUUUCACCUCAGGGGGCUUUUUAACUGAAAGGGACAGAUUGAUGUAAAUGGAUUUUAAAAAUCCUUAUUUGAGAGCAUGGGGCACACCUCCCCAGGCCGUAUCUUUCUAGACUAAAAAUAACYAUUGUGUUGUUUCAUGAGUAAAUAAAUAUUGUUAUAUCAACCAUACAGGCAACACUCAAGCCAAAAAUGUAGAUAAACAAUUAGCAACUCAACUUCUGUACAGCCUCUUUAGAAGAGUGGUCACCUGGCCUUGGCUUGGAGUAAACUGUCUGAGCUUAAAGGGAGAUGAUAUUGGAUGAUAUGAGGGAAGGYAGUGUGCAGCUUGUUUGUCCCAGCACUAACACAGCUGAUUUCAGYUCAUUGAGGUCUUGGUUCAUGUGUGUAAUAAUGGUGUGUUAGWGCUGGAGCAAAAAGCCUGCACCCCUGGUACUGUUGCUCUCUAGGACCAGGUAUGGUGGCCACUAGUGUAGUCUUACAAAAAGGUUGAGGGUCGGUUCUAAUUUCAUUCAUUCAACCCUGGAAAAAGAUUGAAUAGGAAUUUCUCAUAGAGGGUUAUGUGCAUUUUCUGC
Messenger RNA from Salvelinus sp. IW2-2015, 987 nucleotides. It is a transcript of the gene stard5, whose product is annotated as StAR related lipid transfer domain containing 5. Lineage: Eukaryota; Metazoa; Chordata; Actinopteri; Salmoniformes; Salmonidae. Gene Ontology annotation, molecular function: cholesterol transfer activity; cholesterol binding. Gene Ontology annotation, biological process: cholesterol import. The record is from RefSeq and is a predicted model, not a curated record.